This is a messenger RNA of Ostrea edulis (European flat oyster), 1697 nucleotides long. RefSeq names its product transcription factor kayak, isoforms A/B/F-like. Bases 170 to 1249 code for a protein of 359 amino acids. Gene Ontology annotation, molecular function: DNA-binding transcription factor activity, RNA polymerase II-specific; RNA polymerase II cis-regulatory region sequence-specific DNA binding. Gene Ontology annotation, biological process: DNA-templated transcription; regulation of transcription by RNA polymerase II. The transcript has a single exon. Lineage: Eukaryota; Metazoa; Mollusca; Bivalvia; Ostreida; Ostreidae. The record is from RefSeq and is a predicted model, not a curated record.
AUAGCUUGUAUAUAUUGUAGGCGGGAACAAAGUUAUCAAGUACCAAAUAACAAACAUCAGACAAGAGACCGGCUAAACUAUACUUUCGCAAGAUCUCCACAAUAUUUCCUAACUUCUAUUUUUCUUCAAUGAUUAUUUUUGUUUGUCAGUAGUUGCUAGCUAUUUUUCCAUGCUGGGUGUACAGCCCGGCCCGGGGACCUUUAUGUCCAUGGAUAGGAAUGGUGACACUCCAGAUAACCAAAUGCUCUUGUCCAUUCUCCAACGGACCACUAGUGAUAAAAAAUAUCAAACCAAUAGGAUGGACACCUCUAGAAAUAGCGAUAAACAGUCGAAGGGCUUAUCAUCCAACUCAGAGAGCAUAUUCCCCGAUCAUUUUUUCACUGAUAUUGAAAAUGGACCGAGAGAAGCUUCAAAUUCACAAAUUGUGUACACUGGAAGUUUUCGAACCGAAUCUGCCGGAAGUAUGACAGAACCAGAUCGCUUGGCAAAUUCUUUUGAGGUAGAACGUUUGUUGAUUGGAAUAUCAGAAAGUGCUGGACCGCUUUUUAAUUCCAGCCAGGUGGACACGGCCCUUCCUGAAGACCUUGCAUCAGUGGCACUCAUGCAGACUGACACUCCCUUCUCUCGUGAACCUGUCGUCUGUAGUGCUGGACAAAACGCGCCAUUUUCAUCUUUACCUAGCAGAAGUUUUGAUUACCCUACUACUAGUGCUCUUGAUAGUGUAUUUUCGGUACCUACCACUACAGACUCUCUUGUAAUAGAUUUACUAACACAUGGACAGUACACUUCCGGACUUAUCAACGCAACUUCGUCGGGACCAGUACGGCAAGAUUCCCACAUUGAAACCCCCCUGAGCACCGGUCAUUUGUCCGACCAAUUUUCGCCUGUGGAGGCAACUUCAGAUUCUUCUUCCCAAAGUUUCUCUGACCACUUCCAAUAUACGCAGACUUCGUCAUCCACUACUCAUAAGUCGUUAAAUUUACCACCCCCGGGACGUCCUGGCCGAAAACCCGGUCCCAAUAGUAGCCGCACAUAUAAAAGACGGGAGGUUCCGAAGGAUACCGAGGAAUACCUUAUCAAACGUGCCAAAAACAAUAUCGCCAUCAGAAAAUGUCGUGAAAAAGCUAAACGAAAACAAGAAGAGACUGACGAAAAAAUGAAACAGUUAGAAAAUGAAAAUAAAGCACUACAAAAAGAAGUGGAGGAUCUUCGAGCCGAGGUGAAGAGACUGAAAGGAAACCCGACGUAGAGAAAAUUCACUGAUCCCUGGACCGGGGGGGGGGGGGGGGGUGAGAGAAGUAGAUAUAAAACAUGUGUUUGGUGCUAUAUAAGAUUUUGUUGUAUAAUUGUGUGUAUAACAGAAUCUUAUGUCUAAAAGAAGAUGAGUGUGUGAUUUUUGAAGGUGAGUGUUUACAUGCAUUAUUUCCUAAAAUUUUGUACUAGUAUAUGUGAUGAUCUAUGACCAUUUGAUGUCAUAGAUGCAAUUCAUGUACUGGUUUGUAUGCUUUGUAUAUAAAUAUUGCAAUAGAUACAAAUAAUAUUUAUAGUUAAUUUAUCAUAGAUGUUUAGUUCCUAGUGCAUGUUUAUUGAUAGCAUAUUAUUCUAAUGAAAAAAUCAAUAAGGAAAUCAUGGAACUUAUGUGGAUAUACAUGUAUUACACUUAUUUAAAAUCAUUUAAUAAAAUGUUUGAGAGAUUU